This is a messenger RNA of Vitis vinifera (wine grape), 1689 nucleotides long. Its product is annotated as disease resistance protein RPP8-like. Gene Ontology annotation, biological process: defense response to other organism. Lineage: Eukaryota; Viridiplantae; Streptophyta; Magnoliopsida; Vitales; Vitaceae. The record is from RefSeq and is a predicted model, not a curated record. The transcript is spliced from 3 exons. Bases 1 to 1689 code for a protein of 562 amino acids.
AUGGGGGCAGAAGCUUUAGUGAAAUUCUUGGCACAGAGACUGGAUUACUUGUUAUCCAAAGAGUCUGUUCGGCAAUGGAGCCGGGAGCUAAGGGACACCAUCUACGAUGUGGAAGAUCUCGUGGAUCAGUUCAUUACUGGGGCAAAUGUCUCAGAUGAGUCUGAAAAGGCUCUCUUGAUCAUCCGUUGUGGGAGUGAUUUGGAGAGUAUCCAAGUACGCCUCACCCAAAUCUUGGAUCGAAAGCCGCAGUGCGAUACAUCCGCUUCUUCAGCAGGAGGGGGCCAUGGAGAGAGCUCUUCUAGCUUAGUUGAUCCAGGUGAUCAAUCUUUAGCCUUACUGGUGUCCGAGUAUAUGAGUUUACCGUAUUACCUUAGGUCCUGCUUGAUGUACUGUUGUGUCUUUCCUGUGAAAUGUGGGCUAAGCAAAGGAACAUUGUCACGGAUCUGGAUGGCUGAAGGUAUCAUACAAGCGAAAUCAGGAGAAAUUCUGGAGGAUGUAGCUGAAGAGUAUAUUGAGAAACUAGUUAGCCUUGGUUUGCUUGAAACAGAACUGGACUGCAGAAUUGAAUUCAAAGUUCCAUAUCCACUUCACCGAUUUUUAGUCGAUGAAAUGAUGGAAGAAAACUUCAUCAUUGCCUGUUCACAUUCAGAACCUAUUAUCCCCGCCACUGCUGGUCAUGUCUCCAUCCACAACUGUUGGAAUGAUGCAAUACCAAACUUGAACGAUCUUCCGAUUCGUUCACUGUUUGUUGUUGGGAUAAGAUACUGGGAACACCCGAAAUUUACAUCCUACGGACUCAAGUAUUUGAGGGUGCUUCACUUAGAAUGGAUAAGGAAUAUGGUGAAGUUACCAGGUGAAGUCGGAGAUCUAAUACACCUAAGGUUUCUGGGUCUAAAGAAGUCCAGAUUUAGGGAGCUUCCUGAGAAUUUGAGGCACCUCUUAAUGAGCCGAUGCGAUUUACCAAUAGGUAUUGGGAGAUUAAAAAACCUCCAGAGUGUCAAAGGAGUUUAUGCUCGUGGCAGCAUUUCGAGAGAGUUAGGUUGCUUAACCCAGCUCAGGGAACUUGGGGUGGUGUUGAAUGAUUAUGACGUAGGUGAACUGUCUACCUCUAUCAUGAAGAUGAGCGGCCUUUUGUCCUUGACUUUAAGUGUUGGCUCAAUUUUUGAUGAUCUUCUAGACACUUUGGAGCCAUUUUCACCACCACCAUUCCUCAGAAAACUCCAAUUAGAAGGCCGUCUAGUUAGUUUACCUGACUGGCUUAGUUCAACCGAAAAUCUUACUAAACUAAGAUUAGGCUUCUCCCAUCUAUUUGAGAACCCUAAUGCAGUGCUUCAGUUUCUCCCCAAUUUGAAGCAGCUUACUCUAUGGCAAGCCUACAAUGCUAAACAAAUCGGGAAAGAAUUCUGCCCGGUAGGUGGGUUUCCAAAGUUAGAGGUGCUUGUCAUCGCUUCAAACAACCUAGUAGAGUGGACUGAGAUUGAAAAGGGGGCUCUGCCCAGCCUGAAAUACCUGCACUUCCACUGCUGCUCUAGGUUGAUGAUUCUUCCGGAAGGAUUGCAGUAUGUGACUACACUACAAAAACUCUCUCUUUUUCCUUUGCAUGGGGAUCAUGCCCGAAGAUUAGAUCCUGAAAGAGGUAUAGAGCACUACAAAAUCAAACACAUACCGGAGGUGCGAUUUUUCGAAUAG